UGCCCUCCCAGAUCCCGGACCUCUCAGGGGACAGCGGGCGGGGCCUGAUCCACCCUCUGGUUUCUGACCCUAGAAGACCUGCCUUUCUUCGGUUCCCGGUUACUGGCAGCAGCCCCUCCUCCCACAAAAGAUCAGCCCUUUUUGUUUCAGAUCCUAGAGUCUCAGCACCGAGUCCCUCCUCUCCCUAGCCUCAGGAGUCUGAGAUUCCAGCCCCUCCUCCCUCAAGAUUUCACGUUCAGUCCCCUCCGCCCCUUCUCACUCACACCCAGUGUUCCAGUUCCCAGAAGCUCCCCAGGCUCUAGUGCAGGAGGAGAAGGAGGAGGAGCAGGAGGUGGAGAUUCCCAGUUAAAAGGCUCCAGAAUCGUGUACCAGGGAGAGAACUGAAGUACUGGGGCCUCUCCACUGGGUCCGAAUCAGUAGGUGACCCCGCCUCUGGAUUCUGGAAGACCUCACCAUGGGACGCCCCCGACCUCGUGCGGCCAAGACGUGGAUGUUCCUGCUCUUGCUGGGGGGAGCCUGGGCAGCGUGUGGAUGCCUGGACCUCCUCACUAAGUUGUAUGCGGAGAACUUGCCGUGUGUCCAUUUGAACCCACAGUGGCCUUCCCAGCCCUCGCACUACCCCAGAGGGUGGCGAUCCAACCCUCUCCCUCCUGCUGCAGGACACUCCAGGGCACAGGAGGACAAGGUGCUGGGGGGUCAUGAGUGCCAACCCCAUUCGCAGCCUUGGCAGGCGGCCUUGUUCCAGGGCCAGCAACUACUCUGUGGCGGUGUCCUUGUAGGUGGCAACUGGGUCCUUACAGCUGCCCACUGUAAAAAACCGAAAUACACAGUACGCCUGGGAGACCACAGCCUACAGAAUAAAGAUGGCCCAGAACAAGAAAUACCUGUGGUUCAGUCCAUCCCACACCCCUGCUACAACAGCAGCGACAUGGAGGACCACAACCAUGAUCUGAUGCUUCUUCAACUGCGUGACCAGGCAUCCCUGGGGUCCAAAGUGAAGCCCAUCAGCCUGGCAGAUCAUUGCACCCAGCCUGGCCAGAAGUGCACCGUCUCAGGCUGGGGCACUGUCACCAGUCCCCGAGAGAAUUUUCCUGACACUCUCAACUGUGCAGAAGUAAAAAUCUUUCCCCAGAAGAAGUGUGAGGAUGCUUACCCGGGGCAGAUCACAGAUGGCAUGGUCUGUGCAGGCAGCAGCAAAGGGGCUGACACGUGCCAGGGCGAUUCUGGAGGCCCCCUGGUGUGUGAUGGUGCACUCCAGGGCAUCACAUCCUGGGGCUCAGACCCCUGUGGGAGGUCCGACAAACCUGGCGUCUAUACCAACAUCUGCCGCUACCUGGACUGGAUCAAGAAGAUCGUAGGCAGCAAGGGCUGAUUCUAGGAUAAGCACUAGAUCUCCCUUAAUAAACUCACAACUCCCUG
This is a messenger RNA of Gorilla gorilla gorilla (western lowland gorilla), 1419 nucleotides long. RefSeq names its product kallikrein related peptidase 8 (gene KLK8). NCBI's taxonomy places the organism in Eukaryota, Metazoa, Chordata, Mammalia, Primates, Hominidae. The record is from RefSeq and is a predicted model, not a curated record. Gene Ontology annotation, biological process: proteolysis; memory; neuron projection morphogenesis. Gene Ontology annotation, cellular component: secretory granule. The transcript has 7 exons. The coding region runs from base 455 to 1372 and encodes 305 amino acids. Gene Ontology annotation, molecular function: serine-type endopeptidase activity.